AUGGAGGUAACUUUCUUCCAAGCUUAUAUUGAUGGCAUGCAUUUUGUGUUCACGGACAGCCCUAUGUUUCGCAAUAUUGAGGAAAAUAUAUAUGGGGGAGGCCGAGAGGAUAUUUUAAAACGCAUGGUUCUCUUCGGUAAGGCAGCUCUUAAGGUUCUCUUCUGUAAGCAUACCCGAUGUGUUCCUGUGAUCCACAACAUAGGACACCGGGGCCGUGGUCCAAUACGCGAUUUUUGUUGUGUGGAUCUUCCACAAAACUACUUCAAACUAUAUGACCCAGGAGGUGGGGAAUACUUCAAUGUCCUUGUGGCUGGCUUGAGUUCAGCAGAUCGUGUAGUCACUGUAAGCUAUGGUUACGCCAAGGAGCUAGAAACUAAAGAAGGGGGCUGGGGUCUGCGUCAAAUAAUCCAGCUUUAUGCACUGAGCUAUGGGGCAGUCCCUGUUGUUCAUACUGUUGGUGGAUUGAGAGAUAGUGUGUAG
This is a messenger RNA of Nelumbo nucifera (sacred lotus), 480 nucleotides long. NCBI's taxonomy places the organism in Eukaryota, Viridiplantae, Streptophyta, Magnoliopsida, Proteales, Nelumbonaceae. The record is from RefSeq and is a predicted model, not a curated record.